AUGGCCCUCGAUGACAUCACUGUGUCGCUGUAUGAAGAGCAAAGUAUGGCCCUCGAUGACAUCACUGCAUCGCUGUAUGGAGAGCUAAGUAUGGCCGUCCAUGACAUCACUGCCUCGCUGUAUGGAGAGCUAAGUAUGGCCGUCCAUGACAUCACUGCCUCGCUGUAUGGAGAGCAAGGUAUGGCCCUCAAUGACAUCACUGCCUCGCUGUAUGGAGAGCAAAGUAUAGCCGUCCAUGACAUUACUGCGUCGCUGUAUGGAGAGCAAAGUAUGGCCCUCAAUGACAUCACUGCGUCACUGUAUGGAGAGCAAAGUAUGGCCGUCCAUGACAUCACUGCGUCACUGUAUGGAGAGCAAAGUAUGGCCCUCGAUUACAUUACUGCGUCGCUGUAUGGAGAGCAAAGUGUGGCCCUCGAUGACAUCACUGCGUCGCUAUAUGGAGAGCAAGAAACUUCACAGCAUGUGGUAAUGUCAGAAAUGUAG
Messenger RNA from Pelobates cultripes (western spadefoot toad), 483 nucleotides. The record is from the annotation of a GenBank genome assembly. NCBI's taxonomy places the organism in Eukaryota, Metazoa, Chordata, Amphibia, Anura, Pelobatidae.